Juglans regia (Persian walnut) is the source of this 882-nucleotide messenger RNA. RefSeq names its product protein FAR-RED IMPAIRED RESPONSE 1-like. The record is from RefSeq and is a predicted model, not a curated record. The transcript is spliced from 3 exons. Bases 1 to 882 code for a protein of 293 amino acids. Gene Ontology annotation, molecular function: zinc ion binding. Gene Ontology annotation, biological process: regulation of DNA-templated transcription. NCBI's taxonomy places the organism in Eukaryota, Viridiplantae, Streptophyta, Magnoliopsida, Fagales, Juglandaceae.
AUGAAUGCUUUUUUCGACGGAUAUGUACAUUCUGGUACAACGUUGAAGGAAUUUGUUGAUCAAUUUAAUAAUGCUCUGAGGAAGAAGGUGGAAGUGGAGACGGUAUCUGAUUUCAAUUCGUGCAACCAAACCAUCCCAUGUGUAUCUCCAUUCCACAUUGAGAAGCAAUUUCAAGUAGUGUAUACAAAUGCCAAGUUUAAAGAAGUCCAAAGGGAGCUGUGGGGGAUGAUUUCUUGUAAUUGCAUACCUGGCACUAUAGAGGGUUGUAUUUCCACCUUCAAUGUAUUGGAUGAAAUUUCUACAGAUGACCAUGUCAAAACCGUUCAGUACGUAGUUUACUAUAACGAGGAGGAAUGUGAUAUCAAAUGCACGUGUGCACUAUUUGAGAUGAGGGGCAUUAUUUGUAGGCAUGUCUUUAAAGUUUGUCAAAUGAAGAAGAUUCACAUGUUGCCAGAGAGGUAUGAACUUGUGAUUAAAAGAUGUCUUAAAUUAGCGACGCGUGUAUCCCCAAGUGAUGACCAUGUCAAUGCAUUCAUGCGGGUUUUGGAUGAGUUUGAACAUAAUUUUAAAGGAUUACCAUUUGAGUCUGGUUCAACCAAAGUCAAUGAAAGUGACGUUGUGAAUAAGGGUAAGAAAAUAUUAAGUCCUAACGUUGUUCGAGGGAAAGGGAGACCCCCAACGAAGAUAAAGGUUCCACCUAUGGAGAAGGCUGCAACCAAGAGAAAGAAGAAACAGACUUGUAGGAAAAUAUUUGAUGAUGAACAAGUUGGAGUUGCUGAGGUCCCGGCCCCCCAAGUUGGUGCUAACGUUGAAGAUGUUGUUGUUGGAACCCAAUAUAGUACUGUCAUACAACAAACACCAUCGGGCAAUGAUGAGAAUUAA